Messenger RNA from Schistosoma margrebowiei, 2646 nucleotides. NCBI's taxonomy places the organism in Eukaryota, Metazoa, Platyhelminthes, Trematoda, Strigeidida, Schistosomatidae. The record is from the annotation of a GenBank genome assembly.
CUUCAAGCGGUCAUUUGAGCCGGUAUUAGCUGUGUCUUUUUAAGAUUAAACUUGCUUCUUAAAAAAUCAUUUUCCCAUUUUUGUACAGUGUGUCUCAGCUUUACAGCUAAAAUUCGUAACAAGUAGUAGAUUUAUUAGGAAAAAAUAUUUUAUAGCUUCAUGUUGACCAGUAUAGCAAUUUAGUAGUAUUUGUAUCAUACGAUUAAGAAAUGUAUUCUUAUUAUAUCUGUGUUAUACGCUGCAUUUCAUUUCGAAAAAAGGGUGUGUCAGUGUAUCCACAGUUGUCAGGUCCAUCGAAAUUUGUGUCUGAUAUUCGUAUGCCUAUCUGCUUUUUCACCUAUCAGACACCUAUUACAUAUUCAUUAUUUUCUUGCUUUUAUUCCUUAAAUUUUAUAUGCAUAAUCACUUCAUGUAGUCAUAAUCGGUUAUUUCGAGUUUACUAUCUAUUUUUGAUCAAUUACUCAAAUGUUGUUUAGCGUUUUACUAGUUUGCUUUAAUCUUAAUAAAGCUGACAAGUUUCAUUCCUAUACGUUUUCUGGUUAAAUAAAAUCGCACGAAACGAACUGCGCGCUGUGAAUUUAUAAUCCGACACUUUAUGGAGGUGUUGAUUGUCUUGAAUUACCGUGUCUGGUCCCUUGCAUAUAUCAGCACCUCAAAUAUUAGAGACUUUGGAAAUGCUUAAAGAUUGUGACAUCUCAUCGUGGGCUGAAUAUUUGGUCACCACUUUAGAGUGUCGUACUGCAAACUUUAAAAAUGGUCAUGAACUUCAUUAUUCAGAUCCUUGACAGGUAAUAAAAUGCUUGACUUUUGUUAGUUCAAGGUGCGUUUCAGAGGUAAUUUUUUAUUUAUAACUUAUCUAUGGUAGAUGGCUUUUCAUUUAACCUUCUUUAAUAGUUCCUUUAUGAUGUAUAUUAUGAUUGUAGCUUUUCUAUACAACAAUAUCAGUUCUCUCUUCAGAUAUCACGUAUAGGAAAUACUUUUUAUUGAGGUAUAGUGAAAGUUUGCUGAUCAGCACUGUGUUGUGGAAAAUAUGCUUUCGUAAUUUUCCUCUUUAAUGGUAUAAUUUGAAGAUCAUUUAAGACAUAUCUUCCAUAAAAAUAUCUGUAUCGUAUGUUAUUGUAGGUUUUACUUUUAUGGUAUUCUUUUGGAACUUUAAUACUUUCCAAACGGAUAUUAGUCAUUAUUGCGAUUAUUUUUACAAUUUUACUAGGCAUUUAGGGGAUGCUUUAUAUAAUUAUCGCUACUGCAAUUGUCGUUGUUGGAUUCCAUAUUUACAAACGUAAAUCUAAUAAAGUCACAUUUCCUCUUGACUGCUUUUUAAAUGAGCAGUCUGCAGCUAUCGAUUAUGAAGGAAACACCCGCACAUCCGUUACUUAUACUACCAUUCCAGAAGUAUGUGCCAAUUUGUCUACUGUUUGUGAAGUGUUUCUGUCUGGGUUGAAUUUUUCAAGAAAUUCACUGUCUACUCUCUUGGUUGGCGCGAGAAUCGGUUUUCUAACCAAGAAUAUUCAAGGAUUAUUAGCCGAUUUACAAGCUGUCAAACCACAUUUCUUUUUCACUGUUCCUCGCGUUUUAUCUCGAUUGUAUUCCGUUGCAAUGGAAAAGGUUUCAUCUGUUCCUUUACUACCUAGCAUAUUCCAUUAUGCAGUUGAAUCUAAAGUUGCAGAACAAGAAAAAAAUAUAUACGAUAAUUCAAGUAUCUGGGACUUUAUAUUCUUCAAUAAAAUUAGACGAACAUUGGGUGGUCGUGUCAAAGUAAUAGUCUCUGGUAGUGCACCCGUUGCAAGUGAAAUUUUACGUUUUACACGGGCAGUUUUUGGCUGUCCAGUAAUAGUCGGUUAUGGUUUAAGUGAAUCAUGUGGCGUUAUUACGCUUACACUGUUUGGUGAUAAAACCCUGGAUCAUGUUGGUGCGCUUAUCCCAGGUGUUUCAGCCAAACUGGUAGAUGUACCGCAUAUGGGUAUCAACGUUGAUAAGAUGAAAAUGGGUGAAGUAUGUGUUAAAGGCCUAAAUUGUACUCAAGGGUAUUACAGCGAUGAAGAAAGCACAAAACAACUCAUUGACAAAGAUGGAUGGCUGCAUACUGGUGACAUUGGUAGUUGGACAAAAGAAGGUUGUUUAAAAAUUGUCGACAGGUGUAAAAACAUAUUUAAACUCUCACAAGGCGAGUAUAUUGCACCAGAAAGAUUGGAAAAUAUCUACCAACUCAGUCCACUAGUUGAGCAAAUCUUUGUUGAUGGCAAUUCACUUAACGAUUUUCCAGUAGCUAUAGUUGUACCAAAUAUCAAAGAGUUGACUAAGCGCAUAGUGGCUAAGGCGAAUUUAAAUGACCCAUUGUUAUUGAACGGUAAUAAAAAAGAGACUGAGGUGUCUAAAUACAAUUUCAAUGAUUCUAUUCCAAUAGUAGAUACUUCAACACUAUGUUCACAGCCUGCAGCACGUAAAAUUGUUGUUUCAGAAUUAGAAAAUUUAGGAAGGAAAAGAGGACUAAAAGGAUUUGAGAUAAUUAAACGUGUUCACCUUUCUUCGUUUCCAUUCACUGUGGAAAAUGGUUUGCUCACCUCGAAUUUGAAAUUGGUGAGAUCUCGACUACGGGAAACAUUUUCAGAUAAAUUACAUUUGUUGUACGAAGAAGCGUGCUCAUAA